Molecule: messenger RNA, 1164 nt
Organism: Anopheles marshallii
Lineage: Eukaryota; Metazoa; Arthropoda; Insecta; Diptera; Culicidae
Product: phenoloxidase-activating factor 2-like
Exons: 2
Coding region: 1-1164 (387 amino acids)
Biological process (GO): proteolysis
Molecular function (GO): serine-type endopeptidase activity
Source: RefSeq, a predicted model, not a curated record
AUGGCGUCCAUCGAGUGGUGGACAAUUUGUUUGGGAGUACUCUGCACCGGAAUUGUAGCGCAAAAUAGCGUCGUCAACUACUACGAAAAGGAGAUCUGUACAACUUCAUCCGGUGAACAAGGCACCUGUGUAUACCAAUACCAAUGCACGGACGGAGUGAUAACUUCUUCUGGGGAAAAUGUAAUUGAUAUCAGACAACCGGGGGAUGGAUGUAUAGAUUAUCUGAUGGAGUGUUGUGUGGAACGAUCUGAGCCAAGUACCAAUGUACCAACGGUAAACGUACCGCCCUACACGAUCGAAGGAUGUGGUCAUCGCAAUCCACACGGAGUGAUCUUCACCAUCGAAAACAACCAGCUGAGUGAGACCGAGUAUGGCGAAUAUCCUUGGACGGUGGCAAUUUUUGUGCGCGAGAAAAAUAACUCCCUCAAGUAUCUGUGCGGUGGCGCUCUAAUCGAUCAGGCUGCAGUUCUCACCACGGCCACCUGUUUGCACCCGUACCGGUUUAAUGUGCCGUCCCUGGUGGUCAGACUGGGCGAAUGGGACAUGAGUACAAAUCGCGAACCCAUACCGCAUAUUGACAGUGAGAUGGAAAAGAUUUUUCUCCACCCGGAGUACAGCAUGACAAGCAAGAUAAAUGACAUCGCGAUCAUAAUAUUGCGCGACACGAUCGAGCUAAAUCACACGGUCGGGGUGGUUUGUCUACCACCGGCCAGUAGUAAUCCUGGUGGUGCAGAAGUGGUUGGUGUCGGAUGGGGCGAUGUACCGAAUUUCGUCGAACCCCGAAAGUUACGCCAGACGAUACUGAAGAAGACACACUUGCGCCAUGUCCUGCAUGAUCUGUGCGAAAAGGCGUUGCGGAAUCUAAUGGACCGUAGAUACCAAUUAGACCGCAGUUUUAUCUGCGCCGAGGCGCAGCACACGGAGAUGCUACCCUGCAGGGGAGACACUGGUUCACCAUACAUGAUGGAGAUCGCACAUGGUAUCGAUCGGUACUACUUGGUGGGUCUCAGCUCGUGGGGUUUUGACUGCAAUAGGCAAAAUGCUCCCACUGUCUUGACCAAUGUGGCGUACCAUCGCGAUUGGAUCGAUGCGGUGAUAAAGCAGGAGAAUCUCAACAUCUGGAGUUACACGUACGCAGAACCGAUAAGCAGUGAUGAAGAAUAA